UACAGGAGAAAAGCCAUUUGAGUGCUCAGAAUGCAGAAAGCGUUUUAGUAGCAAGCAGUACCUCAAGGUACACCAGAUGAUCCAUACAGGGGAAAAGCCAUUUGAGUGCUUAGAUUGUGGAAAGAGCUUUAGGCAAAUUGUCAGUCUCAAGAGACACCAGAGGAUCCAUACAGGGGAAAAGCCAUUUGAGUGCUCUCAAUGUGGAAAUAGCUUUAGUGAAAUGGGCAGCCUUAAGACACACCAGAGGAUCCAUACAGGAGAAAAGCCAUUUGAGUGCUCUCAAUGUGGAAAGCGGUUCAGUUGCGUUGGCAGCCUUAAGACACACCAGAGGAUCCAUACAGGCGAAAAGCCAUUUGAGUGCUCAGAAUGUGGAAAGAACUUUAGUCAAAAGACACAUCUCCAGCGACACCAGAGAAUCCAUUCAGGGAGAAAUACAUUUCCAUGCUCAGAAUGCGGAAAGAACUUUAGUCACAUGGGCACUCUCAGGCAACACCAGAUGAUCCAUACAGGGGAAAAGCCAUUUACGUGCACUCAAUGUGGAAAUAGCUUUAGUACCAAGGCUAUACUCAAGACACAUCAGAGGAUCCAUACAGGGGAAAAGCCAUUUGAGUGCUCAGAUUGUAAAAAGACAUUUAGUAAAAUAGGCAAUCUCAAGACUCACCAGAGGGUCCAUACAGGGGAAAAACCAUUUGAGUGCUCAGAAUGCAGAAAGAGGUUUAGUCACAUGAGCAGUCUCAAGCAACACCAGAUGAUCCAUACAGGGGAAAAGCCUUUUCAGUGCUCAGAAUGCAGAAAGCGUUUUAGUAGCAAGAAGUACCUCAAGAAGUACCUCAAGCUACACCAGAUGAUCCAUACAGGGGAAAAGCCAUUUGAGUGUUCAGAAUGUGGAAAGAGCUUCAGUUGCAUUGGCAGCCUUAAGACACACCAGAGGAUCCAUACAGGAGAAAAGCCAUUUGAGUGCUCAGAAUGUGGAAAGAACUAUAGUCACAUGUGCACUCUCAGGCAACACCAGAGGGUCCAUACAGGGGAAAAACCAUUUGAGUGCCCAGAAUGCGGACAGCGUUUUAGUCAUAUGGGCCAUCUCAGGCAACACCAGAUGAUCCAUACAGGGGGAAAGCCAUUUACGUGCACUCAAUGUGGAAAUAGCUUUAGUCAAAAGGCUAAACUCAAGAAACACCAGAGGAUCCAUACAGGGGAAAAGUCAUUUGAGUGCUCAGAUUGUAAAAAGACAUUUAGUCAAAUGGGCAAUCUCAAGACUCACCAGAGGGUCCAUACAGGGGAAAAACCAUUUGAGUGCUCAGAAUGCAGAAAGAGGUUUAGUCACAUGAGCCGUCUCAAGAAACACCAGAUGAUCCAUACAGGGGAAAAACCAUUUGAGUGCUCAGAAUGCAGAAAGAGGUUUAGUCAUGUGGGCACUCUCAAGCUACACCAGAUGAUCCAUUCAGGGGAAAAUCCUUUUCAGUGCUCAGAAUGCGGAAAGAGUUAUAGUAACAAGGGCCACCUCAAGCAACACCAGCUGAUCCAUACAGAAGUAAAGCCAUUUAUGUGCUCAGAAUGUGGAAAGAGUUUUAGGUUGAAGAUGAAGCUCAAGCGACACCAGAUGAUCCAUACAGGGGAAAAACCAUUUGAGUGCUCUCAAUGUGGAAAGGCCUUUAGGCAAAUGGGCACACUCAAGAAACACCAGAGGAUCCAUACAGGGGAAAAGCCAUUUGAGUGCUCUCAGUGUGGAAAGGCCUUUAGGCAAAUGGGCACUCUCAAAAAACACCAGAUGAUCCAUACAGGGGAAAAGCCAUUUAAAUGCUCACAGUGUGGAAAGGCCUUUAGGCAAAUGGGCGCACUCAAGACACACCAGAUGAUCCAUACAGGGGAAAAGCCAUUUAAAUGCUCACACUGUGGAAAGAGCUUUCGUCACACGAACCAUCUAAAGAAACACCAGAUGAUCCAUACAGGGGAAAAACCAUUUACAAACCCCAACUCCGGUGAAGUUGGGACAUUUGGUAAACUGUGAAUGAAAUCAAAAUGCUAUCAUUUUCAAAACAUUCCAUCCAAUCAUUAGAAGAAGAAUAUUAAAAAGACAACUUAUUGAAGGGACACUGUGUGAGAUUUUUAGUUGUUUAUUUCCAGAAUUCAUGCUGCCCAUUCACUAAUGUUACCUUUUUCAUGGAUACUUACCACCAGCAUCAAAUUCGAAGUAUUCAUUAUGACUGGAAAAAUUGCACUUUUCAUUCAUGAAAAAGGGGAUCUUCUCCAUUGUCCGACAUUUUGAAUUUCCAAAAAUAGCGAAUUUUUAGCUACAAAAAAGACUGUACUUGGGCCUUACUAGAAAAUAUAUUUUGUAAUACUUAGUGUUAAAACCAAGAAAAAUAAUAUUGUUUUGAGGCACAUGUCAUUUUGUCAUUUUUAAUUUGAUAAUUGCAACACGUCUCAAAUAAGUUGGGACAGGGAUCAGUGUUAAACAUGUUAUAAACAUCCAAAUAAGCUAAAACAACACAAGGAAAAUCAUUUCAAAAUGAAUUGUAUGAAUAAUUACCAUAGUUAUUACAUUAAGUGUUGCAUUCCCUUUGAUUUACCAUGAUUGUGUGUAUAUAAGACAUAUUUUUGUCAUUAAAAUCAUUGUAUAGGUUCAUGACAUCAUCAAAUAUAUAUUGGAUGUAGUCUUACUCUAGCACUCAAGUACAGCUAUUGAAAACGUGGCCAGAUUAAGAACGCUUCAUGUGUGCAAAUGAUUUUGUGUGUGCGAAUGAAGGUUUUAACAGUCACCUAUGCACAGUUUCCCAUGUCUAUUUAGACUUGUGAUACACCAUAUCCAGGUUGCACCACCAGGUGUAUCACAACAAGUCUACUUGAAAUAGACCCAAAAGACAUGGGAAACAUGUCAUUUGCAUACAGAAGUCAAAACAUGUCCUUCUGUUUGAAAAUAAUAGUCUUGCACAUCCUGUGCUACAGUGAAUAUGGACCAUCCAACUUGUGUUGUGUUGCGUCGAGUUUGGUGAAAAGUCAUGUUACAGCCACCGCGGACCAACAGAUUAUAUCUCAUCUGCCUCCCAUCUCUUUUUCACAGAUUAUAUCUCAUCUUCUCUUUUUCUACAUUAUUGUGUGUUUGCAUUGUGCUGAUCUUUUUUUGUUUUGGCUUGCAGUGAAUUGUCAUUGUCUGUUUGCUUUGAAUAAAUGUAUGCUGCUGUUGAAUGUUCAUUUCCGUAAUAAAUUAAUUAGUGUCCCUGAUAGUCACUAUAACAGUUUGUUUCAUAUGAUGAUGAUGAUAAUGACAAUAUGAAAAAAAAAGAAAAUGACCAUGAGGAUUUUCAUCAACAAUGACCCAGGGUUAUAAAGAAGUUUUGUGACGUAAGCCCCACUUUUGCAUUAUAAUGACUAUGUAGGUACCGUUUAUAUGUGUUAAACAGGCUGACAUUUUAUGUGCUGUGUGCACUGCAACAGGCUUUUCAGGGGCCUCCUGGCCAUGUGGUGUGGCCCCCCAGAGCUGUCUGGACCCCACUUUGAGAACCCCCCUUCACUACAGCAGUGUUUCCCAACCAGGGGGCCCCAUCACUACAGCAGUGUUUCCCAACCAGGGGGCCCUUCAGUGUUUCCCAACCAGGGGGC
Molecule: messenger RNA, 3600 nt
Organism: Engraulis encrasicolus (European anchovy)
Lineage: Eukaryota; Metazoa; Chordata; Actinopteri; Clupeiformes; Engraulidae
Product: zinc finger protein OZF-like
Exons: 2
Coding region: 77-2008 (643 amino acids)
Biological process (GO): regulation of transcription by RNA polymerase II
Cellular component (GO): nucleoplasm
Molecular function (GO): RNA polymerase II cis-regulatory region sequence-specific DNA binding; DNA-binding transcription repressor activity, RNA polymerase II-specific
Source: RefSeq, a predicted model, not a curated record